AUGCAGUAUACUAGCACGUCAUGGGUUGCCUUCUACGGCAUGUGUGGCCACUUGACUGCCGGUUCAACUCUUGUUGUUUAUAAUGGAAGCCCCUUGUUCCCGGAUGCGACACAAAUGCUUCGCAUAUGUGAUAGAUUUAAGCUCACAUUCAUGGGUGUUUCUCCUCGCUUGCUCUUGGAGAUAGAAGCUUCUGGCGCAGUCCCUAAACACGAUUUCGACCUCUCGAAUCUCAAGACUGUCCAUACCACUGGUGCACCUCUCUCCCACGAGCAGUAUAGGUGGUUCUAUAGGGCAUUCCCUCCAGAUGUCCAGAUAUGCAAUAUUGCUGGUGGCACCGAGACGGGUACACAUGUCAUCGCGAUGGAUCCAUCCGGCCCCCUUCAUGCGGGCGAAAUGCAAGUUCUUGGUCUUGGAACAGAUGUGGAUAUCGUCGACCCGGAGACUGGCCAUUCCAUCGCAGAUACAGGCGAGGCUGGAGAAAUGAUAAUGAAAAAACCGUUUCCCAGUAUGCCAUGCUUUUUCUGGGGUGAUGCUGGUGGCAGAUUAUACAAAGCAGCAUACUUUGAGCGCUUUUCGAAUAUCGACGUUUGGGCACAGCAUGAUUGGCUUAGGAGGAAUCCAACAACUGGAGGCUAUGUCAUGCAUGGACGAAGUGAUGCUGUUCUCAGUAAGUCAAAAUUUCACAGAUUGUCUGAAGGCCACGGGCUGAUAGUCAUAGAUCCUUCAGGAAUACGAUUCGGUAGCGGUGAGAUAUACGCCAUUGUUGAGGCACCGCCAUUCACCGACUAUUUCAGCAACUGCCUUUGUGUCGGUCGUCGUAGACCAAAUGACACGGACGAACAGGUAUUCCUCUUUUUACUGAUGAAGCCUGGAUGCUUCUUGACUCAGACUUUCCGCGAUGAAAUCAAAACCGCAAUUCGAAAUGGGUUGUCACCAAGGCAUGUACCCAAGUUUGUGAUGUCAGUGUCUGAUAUACCCAUGACCAUCAACGGUAAACGAGUGGAAAUAGCCGUGAAGCAAAUCAUCGGUGGCAAAGAUGUAAAGGUCAGUGCCACGGUGCAAAACCCCGAGGCAUUGGAGGGGUUCAAACGUUUCCGAGCCAUAGAAAGUGAGAGCCAGGAUAGAGCUCGUUUUUAA
Messenger RNA from Penicillium cosmopolitanum, 1137 nucleotides. Its product is annotated as acetoacetate-CoA ligase. The record is from RefSeq and is a predicted model, not a curated record. Gene Ontology annotation, molecular function: acetoacetate-CoA ligase activity. Lineage: Eukaryota; Fungi; Ascomycota; Eurotiomycetes; Eurotiales; Aspergillaceae. The transcript has a single exon. Bases 1 to 1137 code for a protein of 378 amino acids. Gene Ontology annotation, cellular component: cytosol.